CUCAGAUUUGCUUUCAUACCGUUUGAAGAGCUUGGAGAUCAGACCAAGACAUUUCUGACAGCUAUUAGACAUCUAUUGGUCACAAUACAAUAUGGAUUACUCUACCAAAACCCUGGCUCAGGGCAGCUUUGGGAAAAUAUAUAAGGAGAGGUUUGGAGAUGAAUGGGCUGCUAUGAAGAAAGUCCCUGUACGUUUCAUCAGCGAUAAAGACCUGGAAAGGGAAUGUGAAGUAUAUAAUAAAGCUCGGCAUCCAAAUGUGGUGAGGCUUCUUGGUAAACCUAAGGUUGAAGACUAUAAGUGGCUCAUUCCUAUGGAAUUCAUCUUUGGAGAAGAUCUUGAGACAACCAUCUUUGAAUCAGCAAACUCCAAAAUACAGUUGACUCCAGCUGUGAAAGCCACGAUCAUCAUUGGUAUGUGUGAUGGUUUGCAUCAUCUUCACAGUAAAAACAUCAUCCACCAAGACCUCAAACCUGAUAACAUCAUGGUUGAACAUCAAACCCAUCGUGCUGUGAUCAUUGACUUGGGGCUGGCAAAGUUCUCCAAAGACGGGCUGAACUCUGCCAUGAACUUGGGCAAUGAAGCGUACUCAGCUCCAGAGAUCCUGCAAGGUGGUGAAGUUCGUGACAAGCGAUCAGAUGUUUGGGCCAUGGGUAAAAUCAUUGCUGAACUCUGUGCCGGGACCAGGUUGAAAACUCAAUACCUGUGUGCCAGCAGAAUUCAGGAAACUCUUAAAACAGAUCAAGCAUACUGUACACCAGUGUCCAAGAUGGUGGAGACCAAUCCAGUUUACAGAGUUACUAUGGAUGAUAUCCUCCCAGACAUUAAGGUAGCUGCUUUAGCUUCAAAAAAGGACAGCAAGCCAAGAGACAUCAAUGUAACACAGGGAAAUCAAAUGGGAGGAAACAUUACAGCUGCACUCAACUCAGGCGACUGGAGAGCUGGAUCAGCUUCACUAAUUGACAGCGAUCCAAGAAACAUCACUGUAAUGCAGAGAAAUGAAAUGAGGGGAAAUGUCUUCCCAGACAUUAGGAAAUCUGUGUUUGCUUCACAUAUGGACAUAAGAGAUGGGACUGUAACACAGAGAUAUGCAAUGAUGGGAAAUGCUAUGGAUGAACUAUCUAUGGAUAGAACAUCUGCUUUAACUUCACACAUGGACCUAAGAGAUGAAAUACAGAGACAUCAUAUGAUGGUACGUCAGAGUUUGGGUCUGCCAAGAUCUCCUGUGUUAAAUGUUCAGCAUGAACCCCUUCAACCGUGGGGAAUGGGAAGAGGAGCAGACUUGAUGAAUCAGAUGUCUCAAAUGUCGAUGACCGGUGAAGUGAAUCAAAGCUAUAGUGAGCAAAAAGUAGCUAUGAAAUAUGAAAAGGUUGAAUCAUCUGGAGGAACAUCCUUUAGCUAUAAUAAUGUGCAAAUGAGUAAACAUUAUUCAAAAUAAGUCCCAGAAAAAGCUUUUCUACAACAGUGUAACUCCAUAUGUUACAUAUAUGUAAGUGGUGAUUGUUAUUAUUAUUAAUAUUAUUUGUCAUGUUAAUGUCUCAGUAAAGAUUUAUUUACAAAUGUAUACUUACUGUAUAAGGUUUGGUGCAUGUACACUAUUUUACUAAAUUACUAUUUGUACUCUUUAAGUAAGUUUUUUUUAUCUCAAAAUAUAUUUCUUUAGAAACGUAUAUUAACUGUAUAAGGUUUGGUGAAUUUACGCCACUUUACUAAAUUACUAUUUGUGAUAACUAAGUAUACAAAGUAUGUUUUUUGUUGUUAUUUAAAAUAGAUUAGUUUAGAGAAGUAUGUUAACUGUAUAGGGUUUGGUGCUUGUACACUAUUUUUUCUAAAUUACUAUUUGUACUUAUUAAGUAUACUAAGUAUUUAAGGGCUCAUUUUUCCAAACUGUGUGUGUGUCAGAAACUGUAAAACACAUCUUUAUAUCAAUUGUAAGCAAAAAAAUAAAGAUUUAU
This is a messenger RNA of Paramisgurnus dabryanus, 1952 nucleotides long. RefSeq lists its product as uncharacterized. The record is from RefSeq and is a predicted model, not a curated record. Gene Ontology annotation, biological process: protein phosphorylation; mitotic DNA damage checkpoint signaling. Lineage: Eukaryota; Metazoa; Chordata; Actinopteri; Cypriniformes; Cobitidae. Gene Ontology annotation, cellular component: nucleus. Gene Ontology annotation, molecular function: ATP binding; protein serine/threonine kinase activity.